Messenger RNA from Otolemur garnettii (small-eared galago), 1001 nucleotides. It is a transcript of the gene BAG2, whose product is annotated as BCL2 associated athanogene 2. Gene Ontology annotation, biological process: protein stabilization. The record is from RefSeq and is a predicted model, not a curated record. NCBI's taxonomy places the organism in Eukaryota, Metazoa, Chordata, Mammalia, Primates, Galagidae. Gene Ontology annotation, molecular function: protein-folding chaperone binding; adenyl-nucleotide exchange factor activity. The coding region runs from base 194 to 829 and encodes 211 amino acids. The transcript is spliced from 3 exons.
CAGGGCCCGCGCCUGUCCUUGUUUGGCCACGCGGCCGCCGCGCAGUUGGCGCGUCCUCCCGGGCCGCCCCGCGGGCGUCAGAAGGAGGGCGGGCGCUCAGCGCGGUGACGGCGACGCCUGCGGCCCCGAGCGCUCCACUCGCUGCCGCCGGAGAGGCCGGUGACCUCUCUGCCGCCCCGCCUCGGAGGCUUAGAUGGCUCAGGCGAAGAUUAACGCCAAAGCCAACGAGGGGCGCUUCUGCCGCUCCUCCUCCAUGGCCGACCGCUCCAGCCGCCUGCUGGAGAGCCUGGACCAGCUGGAGCUCAGGGUUGAAGCUUUGAGAGAAGCAGCAACUGCUGUUGAGCAAGAGAAGGAAAUCCUCCUGGAGAUGAUCCACAGCAUCCAGAACAGCCAGGACAUGAGGCAGAUCAGCGACGGAGAAAGAGAAGAAUUAAAUCUGACUGCAAACCGUUUAAUGGGACGAACUCUGACUGUUGAAGUUUCAGUAGAAACAAUUAGAAACCCCCAGCAGCAAGAAUCCCUAAAGCAUGCCACGAGGAUUAUCGAUGAGGUGGUCAGUAAGUUUCUGGAUGAUGUGGGAAAUGCCAAGAGUCAUUUAAAGUCGCUCUACAGUGCAUGUUCAUCUGAGGUGCCGUCCGGGCCAGUGGAUCAGAAGUUUCAGUCCAUAGUAAUUGGAUGUGCUCUUGAAGACCAGAAGAAAAUUAAAAGAAGAUUAGAGACUCUACUUAGAAAUAUUGAAAACUCUGAUACAGCCAUCAAACUAUUAGAGCACUCUAAAGGAGCUGGUUCCAAAACUCUGCAACAAAAUGCCGAAAGCAGAUUUAAUUAGUGUUCAACCCUGCACUUAACAAAUAAUGAUGUAGAAAUGAUAAGUGAUAACUAGUUCUUUACGUUGGGCAUAACCACUUGUUUGAUACUGACAGUUGUUAUUUAGAUGAGAAAAAUAUUCCAUCCAGCGUCAUCAGUUUUGUGAAUGACAAAACUAUAAUUUUUUUUUUUUU